AUGGUUCGGUGGAAUACGCGGAGUGCGGAGUGCGGAGUUGGAGUGCAGAAAAUGAGGAGUGUGGAAAAUGAGGAGGGUGGAAAAUGCGGAGUCAUAGAUGAAGAGGAACGUAUAGGAGGUGGUAGGACCACGUAUACAACUAAUGUAGCAGUGCAGCACGAUGGAAGCAACACGUGGUUAAACCCCGCCAUGUUCAAGAGCAUCUGUAGUGUGGAUGUCACAAACUUUCCUUUCGAUGACCAGGAAUGUCUGCUCAAAUUUGGCUCUUGGGCUUUCGAUAAAUCGAAGAUCGAUUUAGCAGUGAAAAACGGCAGCACCCUUAACAGCUACUACAUCAAAAAUGGCGAAUGGCAACUGCUGAAUUUGUCUGUGAAGAGGAACGCUCUGAAAUAUCAGUGCUGUCCGCACGAGUUUGUGGAUGUGUCAAUAAAUGUGCAUAUCAGACGGGAAUCACUGGAUUACAUCCUAAAGUUGAUUAUUCCAUGCUCACUGAUCUCUUCCAUGAUAUUUUUAGGGUUUGUUCUACCACCUGAGUCCGGUGAACGCAUUGGACUGAGUAUCACAGUUCUUUUGGCCAUGACGGUGUUUCAACAACNAAAUAUGGGGGUCACCAAGCUCGUUUUUGAGCUAUUAGCAGUCAAGGUCUUUCGCGCCCAUUGCUUCUACGCAUCCUUAUUACGCACGAAAAUUCAUAUCGCAACGUCACGCUACGUCAUACAUCAAGCUCGCCCUAAGGAAGAAAUAAAAGCAAGUAAAGAUCGUUUUUACUGUCACGCAGUAAAAAAUAAAACGAAAACUAUUCAGUUGAUAAAGUCAAGAUAUUGUGAUCUUAUAGCAAAUAGAUAG
This is a messenger RNA of Orbicella faveolata, 846 nucleotides long. RefSeq names its product acetylcholine receptor subunit alpha-type acr-16-like. The record is from RefSeq and is a predicted model, not a curated record. NCBI's taxonomy places the organism in Eukaryota, Metazoa, Cnidaria, Anthozoa, Scleractinia, Merulinidae.